AUGUGUCUCACAACCGGCGAUUCCUCAUCCACUGAGCGGGCCACACUGACGGCCGCCGCCAGAGCUCUGGUCCCCGAUCAUCCCGCUGCGCACGAGGCUCUUGACGUUGCUCUCAAGUCCCUAGUGCCUUCGCUCUUCUAUCACAGCUUUCGAUUGUUUAUCUAUGCUCAAGCGCUAUUGAAGACCCCAUCUGCGGGAUUGCCAGGUUCUUUCGAGACCUUCAAGGGAAUCCCGCUUGAGCCACAUGUGCUCUUCGUUGCGUGCAUCUACCACGACCUGAGCACACUAGAGAAAUAUGACAGCAACCCCAAGCGCUUCGAAAUUUGCGCUGGCGACGAAGCAGUUGCGGUGCUUCUCAAGCAUGGUGUGAGCGAAUCUGCUGCUCGGGAGGCCUGGCUCGCAAUGUCACUUCACACAACGCCUCAUAUCCCGGAGAACUUGGGAGGCGCCGCGCAGGCUGUCCGGCUGGGCAUCAGGGCCGAGUUUCGCGGAUAUCAGUUGGAAAAAGAGGCGCUGUCGGAGGAGCAGUGGAGAAUUAUCAACGAAGACCUGCCGCGUCUUGAGAUUGAGAAGGAUCUGGGAAAUGCACUUGCGCAUCAGGGACUUCGCAAUGAAGAGAAGACACCCAGGUUGACAUGGGCAGGCGAGCUUGUGAAGUAUGCAAAGGCAAACCCAGGCUAUGAAGGCGUCAACCAAAACUUCUAA
Messenger RNA from Trichoderma gamsii, 705 nucleotides. RefSeq lists its product as hypothetical. The transcript has a single exon. The record is from RefSeq and is a predicted model, not a curated record. Lineage: Eukaryota; Fungi; Ascomycota; Sordariomycetes; Hypocreales; Hypocreaceae. The coding region runs from base 1 to 705 and encodes 234 amino acids.